AAAGGAUAAGAUGCCAUGGAGGCCACAGGAAGAUCAGCGCUUUAUGUCUGCUGUGUUCUUCUCAUCCUAACAGAAGUCAGCUCUGAGUUUAUCCACAUCCCGUCCUUGGUCCAUCAUGGGAUCGAAGGGAAGUCCGUGCUCCUGUCAGUUGAGACUCGCUUCCCGCUGGAAGAUGUUGAGAUCCAGGGAACUUGGUCCCACACCAGGCCGAGCGGCACCAGGACCACGUUGGUGACAUUUACCAAAGACGCCACAAUCACCAACAUGAUGUACCGCAACCACCUCUUUAAGGAACCCGAUGUUUCUUUGCAAAUCCGGAAAUUAAACCAGGAGGAUGAGGGGGAUUACCACCUGAACCUCAACAUACAGUUUCAUAACCAGACGGGACUGGUGAUCAAGGAGGAGAGAACUGUGCAUGUUACAGUGGACGUCCCUGUGUCGAGUCCCGUCAUUCAGAAGAGCCCAUCUUAUGCAGUUGUUGAGGACAAGGGUAACGCGACUUUGACUUGUUCUGUCAAGAGAGGAACAAGAGUUGUAUUCCAGUGGCUGAGAGACAACCAAGCACUUGGUGCCAGUGACAGAUACCACUUUACUCAAGACAGCUCUACAUUGUUUAUCAGUACUGUGAGGAAAGAGGAUAAGGGAACUUACCACUGUGUGGCCAGCAAUGCUGUGAGCCAGGGUCAGCACAGCAGGGCCCUGGACCUCAAUGUCUAUUAUGGCCCCUAUAACCUGGGGGUGAACUCAGACCAGGGACUGCGGACAGGGGAAGUGUUCACCAUCAACCCUGGAGAGCUGAUCUUCUUUGAAUGCCAGGCUGACUCCAACCCACCCAACAGCUACGUUUGGAUCUCCAAAAGCCACAACACCACCGUGGUCAUCGCUGAGGGCCCGCGGCUGGAGAUGCGCUCCUAUAGGUUGGCCCAGGCUGAAGAGUACCUGUGCCGCGCCUUCAACAACGUGACGCAGAAGCAGGACGAGGCCCAGUUCACUCUGGUGGUGGCCAGCUUAGGAACAGGGAAAGAGAAGCAUACCCAAGAAGGAAACUCUUUUUCCCCUUUGGCAGCCAUCGUCGUUAGCUCUUUGUUCAUCAUCGGCUCCAUACUGCUGUUCUACCUCAGGAAAACCUGCAAUCCUAAGAGAGUUCUCAUGAGCAUAUACAACAGGCCACUUUCAGAGCAGAAACGACCACAUCGUUCAGGACAUGAAGAUGCAACAGAAGACUUUGGCAUCUAUGAGUUUGUCUCUAUACCUGGGAAAAUGGAAUCUGCACAGGCCUCGUGCAGAUCUCUGGCUCGCCUCGAGUCAGUUCAGGAUAUUCACACCACCAUCUACGAUGUGAUCAGACAUGUUCCUGAAACACCCAGUCACAGUUUGCUGAACUAAGAAGCAGAGUUGAUAUGAAACUCAUUUCACUUGAACACUCAUUGUGUAGCUUUAUUCUCUGUUAUCAAAGCCUGAAACACUGGUUUUGGUGGCAGGUUGUUUUGCACAAGGGAUGAAGGAGAAUUGUGUCAAUACACAACUUGAUCGUGCACUGUUUCUGUCCAGCAUUUGGAACAGAAGUUAAAUGACUUUUGCUGACAUUAUUGAGAGAUGUAAGUGUAAGUAUGCCUUGAAAUGUAUGUCUUUUUAUGUGAAAGUAUAACUGAAGUUUGAACUGUUUCACCUUUUUUGUUCAGAAUUAAGGAUAAGUUCAAGUCAGAUUAAACAAAACAAGUUAGUUAAAUGUCAGAGGUACCUCCAAGGUACCUCAACUAUUUAUGUGUUUAAUUUAAAAUACUAAGGUUUUAUUUACCAUUUCAUCAAUAUCUUCCUAUGUAAUAUUCCCACCAAUGAGAGCCUGUUUUGACAAGUGUUACAAUGAAUGCAUUUUCUUGAAUGAAAUAUAUUAAGGUUAAUUGUAAAUAUUGUACAUGGAUUAUCCUGCAGAUUCUUUAUACAUAUUAUUAUAUUUGCUCCAAUCUAUUUAUUCCCAUAGAACGACUUAACCCUGUUUCCACAAUGUAGCAUUUUUCGGCUCAACCUGGAUAUAUUGAAAAUGCUGACACAAGUAAAAGAAUGAAUGAUUCAUAAAUUAUUGUACAGUUUGCAUUCACAUGUCUGUUUUGUACUUUAUUAAAUAUAUAAUGGUUAA
Eleginops maclovinus (Patagonian blennie) is the source of this 2137-nucleotide messenger RNA. RefSeq names its product HEPACAM family member 2 (gene hepacam2). NCBI's taxonomy places the organism in Eukaryota, Metazoa, Chordata, Actinopteri, Perciformes, Eleginopidae. The record is from RefSeq and is a predicted model, not a curated record.